Exophiala mesophila is the source of this 1427-nucleotide messenger RNA. RefSeq lists its product as uncharacterized. The record is from RefSeq and is a predicted model, not a curated record. The transcript has a single exon. NCBI's taxonomy places the organism in Eukaryota, Fungi, Ascomycota, Eurotiomycetes, Chaetothyriales, Herpotrichiellaceae. Bases 125 to 1348 code for a protein of 407 amino acids.
GUUGCAUUUUUGUUUUCUUCUCACACUUAUUCCUCGUUUCAUUACCACUCACAAUAUCCUACACAGCUCUCACAGCACUUCAUCAUUAGCCUCUAUUUAAACCAGGGGUCAUUCACUUGUCGACAUGAUCGCAAACACACCUCGCGUUGCCCUCCGCUCAGCUCGAGCCAUCAGAGCUCGCCCGACACCCCGAGUUCGCCAGCCCCGAAAUGUACGCUUCCAGUCGAGUACUGGCCCCUCCAGUGGUCAAGCCUCUUCGGCUGGCUCAAGUAGUGCUCUCAUCGGGGGUAUCGCAGGAGGCACUGUCGCGAUCCUCGGUGGCUACCUCUGGUACUCUAUCUCUGGUGCCAAGUCAGUCGUCAAUAGCGUACAUUCGGCCAAAUCCUAUGUCGAUGGAGCUUUCAAGAAGACCACAGAAGCUGCCCCAGAGCCAAAUCAGGCCGUCCAAUGGCUCCGAGAGACCGUCACCAGCUAUACGUGCUUGAUUCCGGGCGCAUCGACUUAUGUGGACAAGGCGUUUGAGGACUUAGACAAGAUCAGAGAAAAGCAUGGAGACGAGGUGGAUAAGACCAUCAAUGAAACCUACAAUGAAUUAAAAGGCGUCACCAAGAAAGGAGUCAGCUUGGAUGCUCUUGCCGAGGGCUGGGAUAUCCUUCAGAAAUGCCUGAAACGUCUGGGAUCGCUCGCCGGUGACGCAGCGGAGGAUAUCCUUGACAACCACCCUCAGCUGAAGGAGAAAGUCGGCGGUCAGUUGUCCCAGUUGAAGCAAAUGGGUGAACAAUAUGGACCAGAAGCAAAGAAGCAGGUCGACGAAACCUGGAGCCAAGUCCAGGAUGUUCUGAAAGGAGGUUUCACUGCCGAUACUGUGAACAAGAUUCAAAAAUUGAUUCAAGAGAAGCGAGACCAGAUCAAAAAGUACGGUGAUCAAGCCUGGCAGAAAGGUCUCGAACAAGCCAAGCCCCUUCUCGAAAAGCAGCCGCAGCUGAAGGAGCUUGUGGAAAAGAACAAGGACAAACUUCUGCAAGGCGAUCUAGGUCAACUUUGGCAGAAACUGCAGGAUGCAGCCAAGUCAGGGAACACCGAUGACAUCCAGAAGUUCAUCAAGGAACAGACCGGAAAGGUAUCGAGCAAGAGCGGUAGCGGGAUCGAGCAGCUUCUUGGGCUCAUUCCUGGUGGCUCGGAGAUUAUGCCCAAAUUGCAACAGCUGCAAGAGCUGAGUCAGAAGCAUGGGGAUGAUGCUGAGAAACUGGUCAAGAGUGCGAUUGACGACAUCAAAAAAGUUUUGGCGUCCAAAGUGGAAGAGGGACAAAAGCUCAAAGACCGCGUUGAGAAGGAUGCGAAGUCGUGAGAUCACAACUGAACGUGUCGGCCGUUUCUAAAAACUGAGCAAUGACAUCAAUCCUAGCAUCAAUACAUUUAACGCUAAU